Bactrocera dorsalis (oriental fruit fly) is the source of this 1284-nucleotide messenger RNA. RefSeq names its product protein FAM210A. Gene Ontology annotation, cellular component: mitochondrion. The transcript has 4 exons. NCBI's taxonomy places the organism in Eukaryota, Metazoa, Arthropoda, Insecta, Diptera, Tephritidae. The record is from RefSeq and is a predicted model, not a curated record. Bases 114 to 806 code for a protein of 230 amino acids.
GGUAAAAUGUGAAGGCAUCAACAUUGUUAAUUCAAAUAAACAGCUGAUUGCACGACAUUCACCGGUCUGAGAGUUAAUAUAAUAUUUUUAGAAAAUAAAAAAUAGUUGACAAAAUGACCACAUUGAGGUUGAUGACGCGUAUUGGGCAACCUGUUUGGCAACAGCGUCAAGGAAUGCUACUGACAGUUUUGGGUAACAUUAAGUACAGAUCAUGGUGCCUACUAAACUCUCACAGCACAACACAAUGUAUAUCACUUGCACCCUUCGUAAGUAGCCGCCAUUCAUUUAGCACAAAGAAAACUGCGGACUUAGCUGGUAAAACCGACACCAAAUCAUCUCCGGUUUUAGCCGAUGAGGAUAUUUUUGGUGAGGCAUCUAAACUGGGACUAUUUGCGAAAUUCAAAUUGAUGUACAAAAAAUAUUGGUAUGUGCUUUUACCUGUUCAUGUUGUUACUUCGAUUGGUUGGUUUGGAGGUUUCUAUUAUUUGUCAAAAAGUGGUGUUGAUAUUCCAUUGCUUCUACAACAUAUGCACCUUAGUGAAAGUAUAGUGGAACGCUUCCAAAACUCUAGUAUGGGUCACUAUGCGAUAGCCUAUCUUUGCUACAAAGUGGCGACUCCCCUACGUUAUGCGGUCACCUUAGGUGGUACAACCGUGUCCAUAAAAUAUCUUGUUCAAGCCGGACAUAUUAAACCAAUUCCUAGUAAACGCGAAUUAAUGCAAAUGUAUGAAAAAAAUAAAGCCGAUAGAGCUGCUGCGAAAUUAGAAGAGAUUGAAGAAAAGCAAAAGACCAAGGGCAACGAAUGAGGAAUUCCAAAGUGAUAUUCACCAAUAAUUAAAAUACCUUAAGUGACAAAUGAUUACCGAUUUGCAAUUAAAAUUUCUCAGUCCUGUUUUGACGAUUAAAACAGUAAAGGAUGGUGCGGAAUGAACAUUUUUCUACUUUUUCUUAUUUUAAAGAAAUGUAUUCAUCCAUGUACCAAGUUAUUUUUUUUACUGUGAAAAGUACUUUUAAAUUAUUUUACUUGUUUCAUUAAUGCAGGACUAAAAUUCUAAGAGCGGUAUAAAUUGAUAAAACAAUUUGUUGUGAUUUUGUGUAAAUAAUAUUUAAAAAGAGGGUGUAAAAUGCCUACUUCUAUUCAAUAUUAACCUCAAGCUCUAUAGCAACGACAAAUAAAACAACAAAUAGGGCAUCAAAUGUCAACAAACCGAAAAUAACAUAAAAAAUACAUCUUUUGUGAAAAAUAACACAUAAAAAAGGAGAAAAUAUAUUUUGUUAAAAUAA